ACUUGUCACUUCUUCAUAAAAUAUUUUUCAUGUUAUUAUUGUUUAAAAUUCAUAUAAUAUAAUUGACGAUUUCAAAUAAUAACAAAUAGGUACUAAAAUGAAUGGGCAUGUUACGAUUAGAUUAGCCUCUGAAAGAGUUAAUCAUUGUGUGGCAUCAAGUAAUGAAUUACCAAGGUUUUAUACACCGGGGGAGGUUAUAAGUGGCAUGCAAGACUUUAUGCGUGGCCAUGGGACAUACGUAGAAGAUGACUGUAUUAAAUCAUCAGUUGCUGGUGUAAUGCAAAAAGUAAAUAAGUUGAUUUGUGUGCGGCCAUUGAAAAGUAGAUAUGUCGGUGAAAUAGGCGAUGUUGUGGUUGGGAGAGUUUUAGAAGUUCAACAAAAGAGAUGGAAAAUAGAAACCAACUCUCGCCUGGAUUCCAUUUUACAAUUGUCUUCAGUUAAUUUACCUGGAGGAGAAUUGCGCCGCAGAUCUGCUGAAGAUGAGCAAAUGAUGAGGAAGCAUUUACAAGAAGGUGAUUUAAUUAGUGCAGAAGUGCAGAGUGUAUUUUCUGAUGGCUCUUUGUCGUUACAUACAAGGAGCUUAAAGUAUGGCAAGCUAUCCCAAGGAGUGUUAAUGAAAGUUUUUCCAUCAUUGAUCAAACGGCGAAAAAAUCACUUUCAUAAUUUACCUUGCGGUAUUGCAAUUAUCAUUGGUAAUAAUGGCUUCAUAUGGAUGAGCCCAAUACAACAAAAUAUUAUAUUUGCAGAAAAUAAUGAAGACAUUCAAAACUACGAACAUCAGCCUGUACAUAGAUCAGAUAGAGAAAUAAUGGCAAGAUUGAAAAACUGUGUGUCAGCAUUGGUAUCUUCAAAAAUGAUGUUGGAUGACUCAAGUAUAAUGUUUGCUUAUGAAGAAAGCCUGAGGUAUGAUGAUGUAAAGGAACUACUGGACCCUGAAGUUAUGCUUGACAUUGCAUUCUUAACACAGCACAGAUUAAAUAGUAUUAUGGAAGAGUAAUUUAGGUACAAAUUUUAAGCCUUGUUAUAUUAAGAUACAUGAUUAUGAUAAAAAAAUUUAAUAUGCA
Molecule: messenger RNA, 1064 nt
Organism: Nymphalis io (European peacock)
Lineage: Eukaryota; Metazoa; Arthropoda; Insecta; Lepidoptera; Nymphalidae
Gene: Rrp4
Product: exosome complex component RRP4
Exons: 5
Coding region: 98-997 (299 amino acids)
Biological process (GO): exonucleolytic trimming to generate mature 3'-end of 5.8S rRNA from tricistronic rRNA transcript (SSU-rRNA, 5.8S rRNA, LSU-rRNA); nuclear polyadenylation-dependent rRNA catabolic process; CUT catabolic process
Cellular component (GO): cytoplasmic exosome (RNase complex); nuclear exosome (RNase complex)
Molecular function (GO): RNA binding
Source: RefSeq, a predicted model, not a curated record